This is a messenger RNA of Spodoptera litura, 5326 nucleotides long. The record is from RefSeq and is a predicted model, not a curated record. Lineage: Eukaryota; Metazoa; Arthropoda; Insecta; Lepidoptera; Noctuidae.
AUGCCAGUUACUAACGUCAAAAUCAGUCAACUUAAUGUCAAAUGUAAAAAGAUUGGAAAUUGCUGAAUAUCGGAGGAAAACUCAAAUAAUGUUCCAAAUCUGAAAAUGUGUCAUUAAAACCAAUAAGUAAAUAAUUAUGAAUUAUGCCAAAAAUAGCAAUUACAAGUAAAAAUCUGGGACGAAUGCUCGUAAACUGGCUCGAUAUAUCAAUAACCUCAAAACACAUGUACGGUAUAAGUGUAUUGUUUAGUUCUCGUGUAGUUAGUAAACGUAGCAUACGUGGUUACUCGUCUAAUAGUACUAAGAAGCUGUUGGAAUUUCUAGCCGAUAUGCCGAAAGCGACUUCAGCCAGAAUCGCUGAGGCCCAACGUCAAAGGCAACAGAUAACAAAAAAAAGUGAAAAAUAUGGUCCAAGCACUGUAUACCUUCAGGUGAUUGGAUCAGGCGCAAGAGGAGCGCCCAGCACGCUUUACCUCUUUACAGACCAAAAACGAUAUCUCUUCAACUGUGGCGAAUGCACACAGCGGCUUGCACAUGAGCACAAGGUGAAACUUUCCCGACUGGACCACAUCUUCAUCACCAGUAAAACAUGGCGCAAUAUUGGAGGCCUGCCGGGAUUGUCACUCACCUUGCAAGAUGUCGGAGUGCCAAAUAUAACACUGCAUGGACCUGAAGGCUUGGAUGAGUUGUAUACAGCAACAAAGCGGUUUGUUAUAAUGAAAGACAUGAAUGUGACAAUGGCCAAGUGUAGCCCCUUAGAGGACUUUGAAGACAACACCAUGAGUGUGAAAUAUGUUCUAUUAGGCCCUAAUGACAACAUACUUCAAGGUAAAGAAAAGUCAGCUGCUAAAAAGCCGAGACUAGAUUCAACCUCGGAUAGGGAGUAUGAUGAGUUUAUUCAUGAUGACACUGAUUACUAUAAGUCUGAAAUACGAAACAUGGAAGCCAACUCGUCUAACCCUCAAAGAAACAGACAUCCUAAGGAUAAGCCAAAACCAAAAUCAACUUUACAUUGUGAAAAAGAAAAUGCCCAGAAGAAAAAGACUGAUAAAGUUCUACAUGAGUUGCAGAAGAAAACUAAUUGUUCUGUGGCCUAUAUCUGCACUCUAAAGAAACGGCUUGGUACCCUGGACCUGGCGAAGUGUGUAGAGCUGGGUGUGAAGCCCGGUCCAAUGUUGGGCCAGCUGAAGAGUGGACAAGAUGUAGUGUUGCCGGAUGGCUCACUUGUUAUGUCCAAAGACGUGAAGACUCCUGAUGAUCCUGGCCCUGUGUUUAUUGUGUUGGAUAUACCUGAUCUAUCAUAUCUCAAGGAGACGGAGUUCACAGCACACUUCGACAAUGACAGGAACCCGCCGGAGAACAUCCCAGCGCUCAUCGUGCACUUUACUCCGCCACAUGUGUUCCAUCAUCCCACGUACCGAUCUUUCAUGGCGAUGUUUGGUCCGUGCACGCGGCACCUGGUGCUGAACGCGCAGAACUGCUGCCUGGGGUCGGAGGCCGUGCACCGCACGCAGCACAAGCUGCACCUGCUGGACCCCGACAUAUUCCCGCUGCUCAAGGACGUCAGCGUGCCCGCCGUCUGGAACGCGCACCCGCCCGUACCCAAGACCAAUAGUCCUAUAAGACUGAAGGGGCUGGAGGAACUUAAAAAUAAGAUAGCCCUCGCGCAGUUCCAGAAUAUUAUUAACUUGGAGGGCUCAGCUAAGGGAGAUGGACAUCAGCCCUCGGUCGAAGACAGUGAUUCUAUCCCCAAGUUGGAAUUAUUGGCUGGACGCACGCUCACUAUGUACCAUUUGAGGCCUAAAAAGCAGUUGGAUAGGACGGCAGAACCGAAGCUUCACAUACAAAGCUACAUUCAGGAGACGAUGGACGUGGAUGGGUUCGUCGGCAGCUUGGAGCAGUUCCGUCACCUCGUGGACGGUAUGAGAUACACACGGUGUGACUCUAAGGAGUACCCCAAGGUGGUAUUCUUGGGCACAGGCUCCUGCAUACCCAGCAAGACUAGGAAUACUAGCGCUAUUGUGCUGCAUAUUGAUGAGAAUAGAUCGAUUCUCUUAGACUGUGGAGAAGGUACCUUUGGUCAGCUGGUGCGUUUCUACGGGCCGAAGAAAGUCAACAGUUUCCUCAGGACGCUGAAAGCUAUCUACAUCUCACAUUUACAUGCUGACCACCACAUUGGUCUAAUCGGCGUGAUCCAAGCUCGUCGUGAAGCGUUCCAUGAGGCGGGCGCAGCGAGCGAGCACCCGGCGCCGCCCGCGCCGCUGUACCUGCUGGCUCCCGGACAGAUCAUCACGUGGCUCACCUGGUACGACCACCAGUUCGAGAAGAUCAAGAGCGAGUUCACUCUUAUACCUAACCAGAGUCUUCUCCACGACCACGCUCACAACUCCGAAGUGACAUCAGCAGUGCUAGCAGCGAUGGGCGUGCAACAUAUAAGGACGUGCCACGUGGCGCACUGUCCCAACGCAUUCGGCGUGGCCGUGGCGCUGGACGACGGCCACAAGGUCACCUACUCGGGGGACACGCUGCCCUGUGACGAGCUAGUGAGGAUCGGAGAAAACUCAACCUUACUAAUUCACGAAGCGACGAUGGAGGAUGAAUUAGCAGAUGAAGCUCGUAUUAAGAUGCACUCGACGACAACGCAGGCCAUAGACAUCGGGCGACAGAUGAAGGCGCGCUACACCGUCCUCACACACUUCAGCCAGCGGUACGCGCGCCUGCCGCGCCUCAACGCGCACAUACUCAACGACAACAACAGCGUCGGCAUCGCGUUUGAUAAUAUGCAGAUCACGAUGAGCGACCUGGACCUGCUCCCGCACAUGUACGCGCCGCUGCAGCUGAUGUUCGCGGAGCACUGCGUGGAGAUGGAGCUGAAGGCGGCGCACCGCCAGCGACUGCGCGACCGCCGCGCCUCGCCCCUGCCCGGUACACACACGCCCAAGCGGGCUCGCAGCCCUCGCGACGACCACGACCUCAACAAACGAUCCUGUAACCAUGCCAACGGGGACUCGCAAACAAAACUCCCCGGCUUAAACUCUUCUAUACAAUUAAGCUCUGAAUCCACUGAAACCGAUACGAAAGUUUCUCAUAUACAGACGAGAGAGCUCAGUACUGAUUCUGCGUCUAAUUCUGAUAAUAAUAGCAAAUUAGAUAGUGAUUGUAAACAAGAUUCUAAUGCACAGACAGAAACGAAUGCUAAAUCCUAUCAUGAUGUCUCUGAUGGUGUCACAGAAAGAUAUGCCACAAUAUAUGUUGUUGUAGUGUCCUCGUCCCGGCUCCAGUCGCUGAGCCGCGGCCGGCGCGUGGCGUCGACCGGCGCCACUGUGUCUGCGCCGACGCCGCAGCGCUUACGAUACAGGGAGAGCAAUGCUUCACGGCUUCGGCAAGAAAUUAAAGGUAUGACAGUGUGGGGCACUGUGAGGAAGCCACGCAGCCGAAGUAAUUCCGCUUCGACUUCAGGCUCUCAUGAAGUGAGCGUCACCAAGGCGAAGCAGGACGAACAUCGAAACUCAUCUCGUCAACCCAGUUUAGAACGUUCAAAAGGAAAAGAUGUCGCUGAGAAGGAAUUGACACCGCACUCACAAAGUGACAACCUCAGCAAUGAUGUCCAUAUUCCAGUCAAAGAUUCCAACGUUCCUUCGUCAGCAAAUGUGGUGAACUCGCGUUCGAAAACUAUAAGCUCUGUGGGCCAAUCGCAUUUACCCUCUGCCGAAGAAGUGUUGGAGGUUAUGGACAAAAUAAGAAAUAACCAUAGAAUCCAUAGCAUUGUGGGUCAUGCUAAGCAGACAGACUGCGGCUAUGGCAAGCCGUUGGUGACGCCGAUCAAUAAAAAGCUAACCAUCAGACGAGAAGAACAGCGUUAUGCGAACUUACAUCCAAGUGUUGAGAAAAUUACAACGACAGUCCCUGUGGCCAAAACUCCCACACGGACGUGGAAAGCGGAAAACAGAGAGGGUGCUCCUCGAAAUACUGCAAAGAAACCUGAUUUAAUGCUACCUAAAACACUAGUCAAGUAUCAUAAAGUCGAUGUGGUCACGAGCGUGCUCGGGCACAUACUAUUUUGGCGCGUGGCUCGCAUCACUGCCUACGUGUAUCCAAUCUGUGCUAGCAAUGGGAUUGUGAUUGUCACUAUAUUAGCAUUUGCUGUUUUGUUUUGGACAGCCACGAAGUCCUCUUUAACCGGGAACAAGUUACGGGCAUCGAAUACUAAUCCCAAUGUCUUUCCGGAAUCUAAACCACCCGUUUUGAGGAGUAAUAUAGCAUCCAGAUUACGUACUAUCCCAAUAUCACGGCCUUCAGCUUCCUCUCUACCUCGAACUAAAAGUCCACCUCGGCAAUACAAAACUAUGAGCAAACCUCAAGAAAUAUUAAGCGUGCAAACGAAACAACAUUACGACCACCGCGGUAUGAAAACCCAAGAUAAACGCAACACGAAAAAAUGGAAACCGGAAAUCAACAGCAGGGUCCGUGACACGCCCCCACGGUCUCCUACUAGAACGACGUCUCCUGCUGGAGUACCCACUCCUACAAGAGUGAGUUCCCCAGCACCCAAGAGAAUGUUGCCAAGUGAAUUUAACAGUAAGACUUGCAGUACACCCCCACUUUCUCCUACCGGAGUAUCGUCUCCUGAUGGAGUAUCUUCUCCUACAAGAGUGAGUUCACCACCACCCAAGAGAGCGUUGCUUAGUGAAAUUCAAAGGAUCUGCGGCACGCCCUCGCGGUCUCCUUCCAGAGCAUCAUCUCCUGCUGAAGUACCCUCUUCUACUAGGGCAAAUUCACCAACACCGAAAAGAAAAUUGCAAAAUGAAAUUACCAGCAGGCCCUGCAGCACGCCGCCCCGGUCACCCACCAGGGCACCGUCGCCUGCCAGAGUAUCCUCUCCUACUAGAUCGAGUUCACCAGCAGCCAAGAGAAUAUUGCCAAGUGAACCAAUAAAGAAACAGAUGAUGUCAGACGAAGAUGAUAACGAUGACUGCGAAAGUCUAAGUAAAGAAACGUUUGUCACACUUCCGAUCAAAGGUCCACCUGGUCCCCAUCAUAGAAGUUUCAAACCUCAGUUAGAAGAUAUACAGAGCUCGAAUUUACUUGUAAACCAAAAAGACCAGGACAAAAAAACGUGUCAAAAGACUGGAAAAAUGCAGGAAAGCAUACCAUCACAAAGUAAAUUUAAUGAGGACCUGAGACGACGACAACUAAUUGAAAUUAAAAAGAAAUUUCAAAGUAAAAGGUUUUUUGUAGAGUCUAAAUAUGAUAAGAUUGAAGGGCUCAAUUGGAUCACAUGGAAAUAAUAUACAACUUAAAUUAUAAACAAUCUGUAUUCAAUAAA